Messenger RNA from Sclerotinia sclerotiorum 1980 UF-70, 2463 nucleotides. RefSeq lists its product as hypothetical. The record is from RefSeq and is a predicted model, not a curated record. Gene Ontology annotation, cellular component: plasma membrane. NCBI's taxonomy places the organism in Eukaryota, Fungi, Ascomycota, Leotiomycetes, Helotiales, Sclerotiniaceae. Gene Ontology annotation, biological process: actin cortical patch localization. The coding region runs from base 1 to 2463 and encodes 820 amino acids. The transcript has 4 exons.
AUGGCUUCGGCACUUCCAUAUGCGCCUUCAAGCCGCAAGGCCACUUCUACCAACAUGUCGAUGCAAGCACUUCGUCCCACCACGCGGGGUACAAUAGGAAGUGCAACGACUAGUUCGAAUGGGAGUUUUCAAAGGCGAACAUCAUUAUCUUCAUUUCCAUCCUCUCGUUCACCUUCAGUCAUGUCGCAGCGUCGCCCUUCACGAAGUCCCAAUCCCACCCCAAUAGACACGGAUCGCAGGUCGGAUCCUAGUACCGUCAAUUCAAAAACUCCCACCAGUGGUGUAUCAUCACAACACUCCUCAUUAUCCCCGCCAAAUAAUUAUCACCCAGGAGCACACCCUGCGAGAAGGUUGAAGUCGCAAUAUCCUCGAGGAGAUACCGAGAACCAUGUCGAAUACAUAUUGGUAGCAUCGUUUGAUAUUGAUAAAGGCCCAAUUAUGGAACAUCAGUAUCCCGUUGCUAUAACGGGCGAUGAACAUAUGUUAGCGGAAUUGAUGUUACCGGAUCAAGCCCAUGUUCGAAACCAAGAUUGGACGAUAUUUUUCUUACAUAAAGAUACGAGUCAGGACGAAGACGAGGCAGAAGAGAAGGUCAAAAGAAAAAGAUUACGACGGGCGAAGAAAGAAGCCAGGGCAGCACUCUUUGAAAGUGGAAAUGUUGAUCCUUUGGGACCUGUCGAGGACAGUGAUGAGGAUUCGUCGGAAGAUGAUGAGCCAGAAGGAGGAGAAGGUCCACCUCUAAUAUAUGUGUUGAAUCUUGUGAACACCAAACAAGAUAAGACUGCCAAAAGAGGAGCUGUAGUAAAGGCCAUGGCUAUAUGUACUCGACAUCCAUUUCUGCACAUUUAUAAGCCACUUCUACUAUUAGCUCUCGAAGAGCUGAGCCUACUCGAACGGCAUCUUCUACAAGCGAGCGACAACAAAGAUCUGUUUGUAGAAAAAUUUGAGCAGAUGAUUCAAAUGCGUAUGGCAGAGGACAAGGGGGAAGCGCCGGACGAUAUGGCAGCCAUGUCCGAAAGCCCAGAAAGGAGACCAGGUCUGGUGCGAAAUGGUACCAAAGCACAUGUUCAACAACUAAUACACUCGAACUACUCUGUACCUCGGGACACACAUGAGUUUGAAACCAAAGUCAUGUAUAAUGGAAUCCCGAUACCCAUCAAGGUUCCCGUUGCAGUAUCUCCUGAAACCGUUGGGGAUUUCUCCCUAGUAAAACUUAUCCAGACAUACAACGACCCUCACGUUAAAUCUCCCAUUCCGUUUGCGCUACAUCCUCACCUCACAACUGGAGGGAUACAUACUCAUCCUAUUAUUGUAUUAGUCAAUGCCAUGUUAACCCAAAAACGUGUUAUUUUCCUGGGUCACAAUCGUCCAUCAGGUGAGGUCGCUGAAGCUGUACUUGCAGCUUGCGCUUUAGCAUCUGGUGGGGUUCUGCGUGGAUUUACUCGCCAUGCAUUUCCAUAUACCGAUCUCAGCAAAAUCGACGACCUCCUCAAAGUGCCAGGUUUCAUAGCUGGUGUAACAAAUCCAACUUUCGAAAAUCAUCCAGAAUGGUGGGACCUACUGUGUGAUAUUCCCUCUGGACGAAUGAAGAUCAGUAGUCGGAUUGACCCAGCACCACUCACAGAAGGACUUGCUAACUUCCAGCAACAAAAUCCGGCUUAUGCCAGUGCCACGAAUGUUGCAACGUCAACUAGUCAAGCAGCCAGUGACCCAACAGGCGAUGCUGCAUUCAUGAAUGACGUGAUCCGCAGUAUCGCUGCUCGACAUGGCGAAGGUGUCAUUCGAGCUAAAUGGCGAGACUGGGUGGUCAAGUUCACUAGAAUCUCGGCUCAAUUUGAGGAGAGUGUUUACGGUGCGAGUGCUUUGUACAUCGGGGUAGAAAAGGCAGAGCCUGGCAAUGAGCAUGUCAGUGGCCAUGGAUAUGUUUGGCCUGAUGAACAAUCGAAGUUACGUGAGCUUGCUAGUAAUGUAAAUCGAAUUGAGGGCUGGAGAAGUACUCGAAGUUAUUACAGCUUUAAGCAGGAUCUGGUGCAACUCUACAACUUUAAACCUCUCAAAGCCCUCGAUCUCCAUCAUCUGCACGAUCGUCUCCGAAUGACAAAACUUACACCUCAUACAAGUCGUGAAAUAUAUCUUGCUAUGGAGAAAUAUACACAUUCUUAUGAUGAAAUAUGUCAGCUCUUAGCCGUAGCACCGGAAUCACAUGCAGGCCUCUUCUAUAUUGCACUCGGACUUUUCCACAAAGACCGAGAUGUUCGAGUGAGAGUCGUCGAUUUAUUGGAGAGAAUUAGCGACCAUGAGGCCGGACGACAUUGGUGGAAAGCUUUGAGUCGAUUUGAAAAAUUGGCUUUUAUCCGAAUCAAAAGGGAAGCAGAAGCGGAGAUGAGAGUCAAGCUGGGAAGUGCCGGGAGAGAUGUCUCAGCUGAUAGUGAUGCGAUGGUUAUGGGAAGACGGAUUAGUUGA